AUGCGCAUAAGGCUACCCUUUGCAGGAGCAUUCCUGUUCCUUCUCCUACUCGCUGGUUAUGCGGGGUUGACAUCCAUCCAAGUCGACGCAGUCAUUAACGACAAAGUCCUGCACACCAUAACCUUCUUCAUCCUCACCGUCGUCUUCUAUUGGAUACUCGAUACCAGUCGUCGAAGAAACCUCAACUUUACUUUAAUAAUCUGCACCGGUAUUCUUGGAAUCGGCUCCGAAUUCCUUCAGGGUUUCUUGCCCAAUGGUAGAACCUUUGAUUUCUACGAUAUUGUCGCCAAUAUCGUAGGUUCGCUAGCUGGCGUCGCAUUGUGUAGUUGGGAUGAAGAGCAAGAUUUGGAAUUGGGAGAGGGAGUGGGAGCACAGGAGAGUGGUGUGGCCGCGGCAUCGAGGACACUAGAUGAAGAAGUGGAUAAUUGGGAUGAGAAUAUGGAAGAUGCGUGGGAUGAGGAUGAGCAAGCAGGCGUUGUGGACAGCGUCGAGGGCGAAGAGUUGAAGACGCCAAGUGCUAGUAGCACUGGUGAAGUCGAUGGAGACUCAAAGAAAAGGGCAGUUUAA
Messenger RNA from Botrytis fragariae, 567 nucleotides. RefSeq lists its product as uncharacterized. Bases 1 to 567 code for a protein of 188 amino acids. The record is from RefSeq and is a predicted model, not a curated record. The transcript is spliced from 3 exons. NCBI's taxonomy places the organism in Eukaryota, Fungi, Ascomycota, Leotiomycetes, Helotiales, Sclerotiniaceae.